Paramuricea clavata is the source of this 6023-nucleotide messenger RNA. NCBI's taxonomy places the organism in Eukaryota, Metazoa, Cnidaria, Anthozoa, Malacalcyonacea, Plexauridae. The record is from the annotation of a GenBank genome assembly.
AAAUAAUUGAAUCUUUCUCUAGUCUAGGAAUUAGGUUUUGAUACAUGUUUUUUUAUCCUGUUUUUUAGGCAGAAACGUAAGACUGAAAGCAUGGAAAGGCUUACGUCCUGGACCUCCUGGUAGCGACGACAAGCCACCAGAUGAAGUAAAGAAUAUAUUAGCCCCAGUUGUUAUCCAGGAGGAGGAAGAUGUUAAGGCUUGGAUUUGCUACCCUUCGGUAACCGUUCUCCGAGGGGAAAUAAUGACGCCAAGCUCACACUAUGACUGCAGAAUGAAAUUAAGAACCGGUAUGCUACUUACACUACAGUUUUACUAAAUGUAAGCUAUUUAAACUUAUCAUGUUUCGCUCGCUACUCUGGUUUAAAUAAAUUAUUACAAAGUCCAGUCGAAUUGUAAUCAAGACCCAACGUUUCGACACUCCAGUCUAGUGUCUUCAUCAGGGGUGAUCUAAAAUUGCAAUCGUGGCUUCUUAGAUACCCAAGGGAUUGCAGAGUAGCGAGCGAAACAUGAUUGAUACGAUGUUUAAUGAUUUGAUUUGAUUCGCUACUAUUUUACAGGUUUCUUAAAUCGCUACUAUUUUAGAGGUUUCUUUACAAUUUUCCAACAUAUAUAUGUUGGGAAAUUGAUAAUUUUGUAAUUAAAAGUGAUAUUUUUAGGCGAUUUUUCAUUUGUAAGAAUAUUCUUAAAAAAUUAUCGUGUUACCAUGGCAACUACUUUAGAUACUUCAUGUUCGGAAAAUACAAUGAUUGUGUCAGCAAGGCGAGGGUUUCUGCAUGCAUGCUAGCUACUGCAUGCAUGUAUUUUCUAGUUAUAUGUAUAAUGAUGUUUUACUGGAAACUAAAACAUCGCAGAACUUAUAGGCCGCUACAUCUGGGACCAGGUGCGCGUAUUUUCCGUAUUUCGAAAAUUUCUCGCCAUUGUCAUUGUUUUCAAAAUACAGAUGGCUUUGGUUUGUAUAUAGAAAUAUUUCUCUCGGAUUUCCCGACCAUACCGGUAAAUAAUAUUUUUUUUUUUUUUUAAUUCCUCCUCUGGAUUUUCCCAAUCACCUCUCCCGUGCACGCGAAUGAAGCUGCCAAAUAAAACAUCGUUUCCAACAAUGCUAUCGGGAAGAGUAAUAUCUUUUGUGAGGUAGUAAAAUUCGCUUUCACUGUGUUCUUCAAUGUUUUAAAAAGUACCCUUCUUUAAAUUUUGAAAAAUAAAAAUUUAAAUCUCGCGCGGUCCGUACGGGCUCAUACGGACCGCUCACUUAGCCAAUCAGAUUGCAGAAAAGCGUAAAAUAUGACUUCGGACCACAAGAAAAAAAUAAAUGGAUUUAUGUUCUCGUGUCGGAAAUAAGCAAUAUCUCACUCAUUCGCAACGCUCAUUCGUGAGAUAUUUUUUUGCCACUCGAACAUAAUAUCCAUAUCACCUCGCAACAGUCUAAUACCCUCUAUAAAUAUAUAUAUAUAUAUAUAUAUAUAUAUAUAUAUAUAUAUAUAUAUAUAUAUAUAUAUAUGAUGAUAGGAAGUAAAAUAAAUACAUAUAUAUAUAUAUAUAUAUAUAUAUAUAUAAAAGACAAGCUUGAGUUACUUCGUUUAAAACAUUUAUUCACAACAAAUUUGUUUCGUAUGGCAAGCUAGGCUUGCCACACUCAUCAGGUGAAUGGUGAUAUCGCGUAUUUACAUGAUGUAUAAAUAGGUAACUUGAGCUGUUAUAUACAAAUGAGUGUGGCAAGCCUAGCUUGCCAUACGAAACAAAUUUGUUGUGAAUAAAUGUUUUAAACGAAGUAACUCAAGCUUGUCUUUUAUUUGCUCUACUUUUGUAUCGAGCACUCUAUUCUUAUGAUUCGACACUCAAUAUACUUAUUGACAUUCGCCUAUAUAUAUAAAUAUAUAUAUAUAUAUAUAUAUAUAUAUAUAUAUAUAUAUAUAUAUAUAUAUAUAUAUAUAUAUAUAUAUAUAUAUAUAUAUAUAUAUAUAUAUAAAAUAUAUAUAUACCGGGUGGCGCAAAAAAAAGUUAACCUGUUUGAUUUAUUUUAACUUAAAAACUAAAAGAGCUAUUACACCUAAACUAUACGUGCAUUGCAUUCAGUAUUGUCUAACUUAAAUUUUAAUAUACGCCCUGUGCAAUUUCGUACAAUAUUCACCGAGAGAGCUGCGUUUAAACUUGAAUAAACAUUUUGGGAAGUGUCGAGAAUUAGCUAAAAACGGCCUGUUAAACUAAUUUGAUAACCCUUACCAUUUUAUCGUAAAUAUUCGUUUCAAUGAAGUGAAAUUUAAAUUAAAAAUGUUUAUAGGAUGGAGGUGCUCUUUUAUUUUUGUUUAAGGUCUUUGGGAAUGCAUGAAAAUUAAUUUAUGUAGCGAUUUUGAUUAAAAGAUUUAUUUUAAAUAUCCAAUGACCCUGGGGAAUCAAAUUCUGAUGUUCCAAGAAAGAAACGUCAAGUGUUUUUUUUUAUAAAUACGCCUCGUUUAACGAAUGACCAAAGAGUUUUGAUAUGUUUAGAAUAUGUAAGGGUAAAUAAUGCUCGUGAGGUUAUAUACCGGCGGCGUAGGGCAGGUCUCUGACAACGAACGUGUACUUUCUGACUAUAGUGCGUCUAAGCACAGGUUAUUGCUGUAUUAAAUAUUUGAUAGGCCGUUUUUGGCUAAUUCUCGACACAUUCAAAAAUGUUUACUCAAGUUUAAACGCAGCUCUCUCGGUCAAUAUUGCACAUAAAUGCACAGGGCGUAUAUCAAAAUUUAAGUUAGACAAUACUGAAUACAAUGCACGUAGUUUACAUGUAAUAGCUCUUUUAGCUUUGAAGUUAAAACAAAUCAAACAGGGUAAAUUUUUAUAUAUAUAUAUAUAUAUAUAUAUAUAUAUAUAUAUAUAUAUAUAUAUAUAUAUAUAUAUAUAUAUAUAUAUAUAUAUAUAUAUAAUAGAUUUAAGCAUAACCGUAUGAUGAUAUGAAGAGACCAUGCUUGAUAAGUCUAGUAUGAUGUACGACGCAAGUGAGGUCAUUUGCAUAUCAAACAUGCUGAAAUAACUGAUCGUGAAAAACGAAAUCAAAAGACAAACAUCUGGAAAAGAAGUUACUCUGUAAUAUUCUAUUGUUUUUUUCCAAUGAGACAGUAAGCUUACGCACUAAUGAGCCUAUAAUAUUUACAACAUAAAAGCCUGAUAACUUUCGAUAACUUUUUGCGAUAUUUUAAGAACGCUCAUGUUUUCUCUGCAUGCCGUCCAUAUUUUAAACUGACCCGUGUCUAAUCUGGCUGUCCGAUCUCGAAAACAGAUUUGAACACGAAACAUUUUGAUGAACAUUAGAGGAGGACACGAACCAUUUUGAUUAACAUUAGAGGAGAACUUGGUGCAUGUUCGCAUAUAAAAAAGCUUGACCCUGUCAAAUGAGCACGAAUGUCUACGGAUUUAGGUUUCAAACUGGAUACACACAGUCCACACACACACUUUUCAAUUUUGUAUCUUCCGGUAUAUAAGUCUUAAUGAGUAAUUAAAUUGUUUCUACUGAUUACUGAAGGAUAAAAAAUCUCUUAUUUCAUAUAGGCUCCCGUUUUGUGACUGACAAAGAUAGCGGUUGUCUAGAAGAAGACGCAAUUUUAUCGGACUAUCUUUCGCACUGCAAACUUGAUCAGAAAAAUGACAAUGUAACGCUGUGCUUACCUGCUAAAAAAGACCACGAAAUCCCCGAAGGCUUCGGGUGCAUUUUUUACCGCCAGGCGAAGGAAAGAAUUUUUUCCGCCACAGAUGAUGAAGAAGAGUGUUUUACUGUUAUUGUUUUCGAUGAAAAGGGAUGGGAUUCUGACGGAGUAGAUAAACGAGAACAGGAGCAGGUUUGUUGCUUCAAUUUUUAAAUGUAUCUGCGACAGCGACAUUGUCUUUUAAUCAAUUAGUCGCCCAUGUCAUUAUAAUUUUUCGCCCAUAUCACUUCCAUAAAAUGAAACAAAUUAAAACUAGCAAUCAAAUUAAGCAUACAUAUAUUACCAUAUUAUGCGUUAAAGUUCGGUGAUGAAUUACAGUAUUCAGUUCAAGUCUUCAAUUCGUCUCUGAUUUUAACAUCUUCAUUCCGUAUUGUUAUAUUUCGUAUUCAUUUGCCUAUUUUAUCGGAUGUGCAUUAAUUAAGUCGUCAUGAAAAUAUUUCAUGCACUUAAAUUGAAACACUGCGCGUCCUCUAAGACAAGCGUUGAGUCGUUAUGAAAAUAUUUCGUGCACUUAAAUUGGAUAAGACUCGCUAUCAAUCCCCGUUGACUCGAUAGCUCAAUGGGUAGAGCGGCGGUUUCGAUACCCGAAGAUGCGAGUUCAAAUCCCGCUCGAGCCUACGAAUUUUUCGUUGGUCGAUUGCAGUGUCAGAAUAAUAUGAAACUAAGUUCUUUGAAUGUUUGCAUGGCGAUAAAAUAUAAUUGUUCUUGUGUGUGGAAACACCACGUAAAUUUAUUACUGCAAUAAUAAAUUUACGUGGUAUUUCCACAAACAAAAACAAUUAAUAUGAAACUAGUUUUUCGUAUCUCUGAGGAUGGUUCUAAACUUAAUUUACUGCUUUGGUGAAUACGUGACUAGUGGUUGAUUUGCUUUCUUAAUUAAAUCAUUGCUAUAAAGAGCACAAGUUUAAUAAUAGUUUAAUAAUAGUUUAAUGUAUUUCAAAACUGGUGUAAAAGCUGUAACUUAUAAUAGAGUUGUAAAAUCAAAAACUUCGUUAGCGGUUUGACGUUUGCCGUAAACGUCAAGCUAAAUGUCUCUAUUAUUAUUUGUAAGCGUUUACCGAGAUCUUUUCCACGUCCAGAUCUGUUGAACGCGGGUAGAUUUCAAUUAAGAUGUUUCUAUUCUGUCUUCCUCCGUUUUGCAAAAUGAGUUAGAAAACGGGCUUAUUUUCAGGGUUUACGUUAUUUUAAAAUUUAAAAAUUCCGAAUCCUCUCAUAACGUAUUUAUAAAUUAGGUGCCAAAUCUUUGUAAACAAAUAAUUUCUACUCAUUUCGUUCGUAAAAUGUUCAUAACACAAGGCGCUCGGGACAAGGGCGUAUUUACGAUGUGCUUAUCCAAAUGGUAAACUUUUAUUUCUUUGAUGCAGUUUGGUAUAAGGGUUGUGAUGAAUUCGUGGUCUGAAGCACUUCUUUCACCUGAACGAGACUGGACAGUGACAGUGGACAAGCUGCAGAAAUAUAUGGAUUUUUUGUUUUCACUUAAAAAUUCUUUAUUCGAUGGCUCGUAAGUAUCCUCUGGGUCAACUGGUGUCCAAAGCUGAAAAAUAUCUCUUUGAGAUAUUCAUAUAUUGGCAGAGAAACAACAUUGUACUGGAAGAUCAAGCGAAUCGCCAAAAGAUGCCGGCAUGCAUUUUUGCAAGAAGUAUUGCUAUAUAAACAUGCCGUGCUGCAUUGUUCAGACAAUACAUGGGUACCACGAUUUUUUAAUACUAUACUAAACCUAAGUUACCUAACAUUCAAUAUGUUCUAAGGGCCUGUUCAUAUGAUCCCGCUUACCGGGACGUCUCGCUUACCGAGACGAAUAUUUCCGUGCGUUCAUAUGGAAUAUUUCGUCCCGCUUGCCGAGUGAAAUUACAUUGUAGUUCUAUAAUUAGCGUAUGCAAAACUUCUACAUUUCAGUCAAGCAACACAAAUACUUAGCCAUUUUAGUGUUUUUCUUCGUUUAUUUACAAUAAAAAGUAUUUCUUCAGGUGCAUAUUUAAUACUUGUUUACAAAACAAACAUAAAACCAAGUAAAAAGUGUUAAAUUAAACUGGCUAGACUUGUUUGACUUCAUCCCGGUAAGCGGGCUGGCGUGUUCAUAUGGAAAAUUUUUCAUCCCGCCUACCUAUGAUCUCGGCAAAUUCAAACGAGAUCUCGGCAAGCGGGCCAGCUCGCUUUCUCAUAUGAACACAAUGCAAAAUUUUAUAGGAAAAUAGAUAGGCAGCGAGAUCAUCGGUAAGCGAGACGUCCCGGUAAGCGGGAUCAUAUGAACAGGCCCUAAUUGUGUAUAUAACCCUACCUUUAAAUGUGUUUUAAUUGCAGAAUAUAAGAAAUUUUGUUAUCUUGACCCAGUGACAUGUAUUAUGACGA